Molecule: messenger RNA, 561 nt
Organism: Medicago truncatula (barrel medic)
Lineage: Eukaryota; Viridiplantae; Streptophyta; Magnoliopsida; Fabales; Fabaceae
Exons: 3
Source: RefSeq, a predicted model, not a curated record
AUGGGGAGGCCAUGGCCAUCCUGGUCCUCAUGUGGCUCCGCCACUGCUUACGAUGCAUAUAUCCGAGAAGCACAGGAAGUGGAUGUCAAGCUGGUUGAUUUGAUGGUUGCUGGUAAUGGCACUAAGGAUAGUGACUUUAAGGUUGAUGAUCAGGGUGGAGAUCAUGUAUUUCUGAGAGUUACUCCUAUGACGGGGGUAGGACGUGCAUUGAAGUCGAAGAAGUUGACUCCUAAGUUCAUUGGUCCGUAUCAGAUUUCAGAGAGGGUUGGAACAGUGGCAUAUAGAGUUGGUUUGCCACCACAUCUUUCGAAUUUGCAUGAUGUAUUUCAUGUGUCGCAACUUCGGAAGUAUGUAGCGGAUCCUUCGCAUGUUAUUCCGAGAGAUGACGUGCAGGUUAGAGACAACCUUACAGUUGAGACCUUACCGUUGAGGAUUGAAGACCGUGAGGUGAAGAAGUUGAGAGGCAAGGAUAUACCUCUAGUGAAGGUUGUUUGGGGUGGAGUAACUGGUGAGAGUUUGACUUGGGAGCUGGAGAGUAAGAUGCGGGAGUCGUAUCCAGAG